Torulaspora globosa is the source of this 1356-nucleotide messenger RNA. It is a transcript of the gene KTR4, whose product is annotated as putative mannosyltransferase. The coding region runs from base 1 to 1356 and encodes 451 amino acids. Gene Ontology annotation, molecular function: alpha-1,2-mannosyltransferase activity. The record is from RefSeq and is a predicted model, not a curated record. NCBI's taxonomy places the organism in Eukaryota, Fungi, Ascomycota, Saccharomycetes, Saccharomycetales, Saccharomycetaceae. Gene Ontology annotation, cellular component: Golgi apparatus; membrane. Gene Ontology annotation, biological process: protein O-linked glycosylation; cell wall mannoprotein biosynthetic process; protein N-linked glycosylation. The transcript has a single exon.
AUGAUUCACGGCCCGAGGUUUGCUCUUAAGCGAAUCUUGAUAGUAUGCCUCGUCCUGGUGCCACUGGUUGUUAUUAUACACAGGAAGCCGGACUUGAGCCUCCAGAACCUUCGGUGGAGGGAGACUUCAGCAGAGGACAAUUCAGAUGUUGCACGGAAUGAAUUGAAGUCACCAGAAGAACUGGAUCAAUUGCUGUCAAGGUUAGAGACCCCUCUGGUUAUUGAAGCAGCUCAUUAUGGGAAGAACGAGUAUAAGGCAGCGUUCAACGAACGAAUGGAGCUGCUACGCAAGACUUUUGCUGAACCCAUCACGGAACCGAAGUCAAUGCAUCUAGUGCGGCCAGUUGACCCCUUAGCUGGGAAAGCAAGCGCAACGAUUCUUUGCUUGACGAGGAAUCAGGAUUUAUCCGACAUAGUAACUUCGAUCCAGCAGCUGGAAGAGCAAUUUAAUAACCAGUUUGGGUAUCCUUACACGUUCUUAAACGACGAGGAGUUCUCAGACCAUUUCAAGAAUGAAAUAACGAGGCUGUUGCCCAUCGACCGUGAAGUACAGUUCGGCCGGAUUGAUCCUAAGAUGUGGAAUAUGCCUGAUUCGAUAGAUCCUGAGGUGUUCAAGUCGAAAAUGGAUCAGCUUGAGGAUGUUCAACACGCAGAGAAAAUAUCUUACCAUAAUAUGUGCCGGUUCUACUCGAGAAGCUUUUAUCACCAUCCGCUCCUGGCGAAGUACAAAUACAUAUGGAGGAUAGAGCCCAAUGUGAACUUCUAUUGCAGGAUAGACUACGACGUUUUCCAAUUCAUGGAGGAUAACGACAAAAUCUACGGCUUCGUGCUGAACCUUUAUGACAGCCCUGAGUCCGUCAAGUCUCUGUGGAAAUCCACGAUGGACUUCGUCGAGAAAACCCCGCAAUAUCUGCAUCGAAACGGGUCAUACGCGUGGCUCAAAGACAACGUUCAGAAGCCGCAAAACUACGAAAUCACUGGUGGCUAUUCAACCUGUCAUUUCUGGACCAAUUUCGAAAUAAUAAACCUGGAUUUCCUCCGUUCCAAGCCGUACGAAGACUAUAUGCAUUUUCUGGAAGGCGAGAAGGGCUUCUACUACGAACGGUGGGGGGACGCGCCCGUCAGAAGUCUGGCUCUGGCGUUGUUCGCAGACAAGUCCCGUAUCCAUUGGUUUCGUGACAUUGGAUACCAGCAUUUCCCUUACACCAACUGCCCCAAAUCUCCUGCGGGCUCAGACCGGUGCAAUGGCAACUGCCAGCCGGGCUCCUUCGCUCCUUGGCCGUCUUUGAGAUCGGAAAACUGUCUCCCGGUAUGGAUCGAACACAUCAUGAGCCAACAGGAGCUGGAAAGCUACUAA